AUGAAAGACAGUAAGGAGGUCGUUCAUGAGAACAGUGUUGAAAUAGUUCAUGAGAACAGUGAGGAGGUCAUACAUGAAUGCAAUGAUGAAAUAGUUCACGAUGUCGUUCGUGAAGAAGCCAUUGCAACAAAGAAUGAUAUAAAGAAUUUCAUAGAACUUAACAAGGAGGAGUUUAAAGAAGGCUAUGAAAGUGAAAAGAUGUGA
Molecule: messenger RNA, 204 nt
Organism: Trichomonas vaginalis G3
Lineage: Eukaryota; Parabasalia; Trichomonadida; Trichomonadidae
Exons: 1
Coding region: 1-204 (67 amino acids)
Source: RefSeq, a predicted model, not a curated record